AAGAACAGAAAAAGAAAGAAAUCCCUCAAAGGGAAAGAGAAAAAGAAGGAAAAAGAAAGCGAAGAAGGCUCAGAUAUUAUGUCAGGGUACUGAGCAAAAGGCACCAGGAACCACUGCCCACCUCCCAGAGUGCUGCUCCUCAACUUGGGGACAGAACAGUCCCAGACAGAAACACACUGGUGUUCCAAUCGGUUGUGACAGGAUGAUCCUGAGUGAACAGAAGAUGAAUCAGUGGGUAUUAGAAGUUAGAGAUGGACGGAUUUACUUGACUUACUCAAAGAGGAAAUGCUGCUCAGCCAAAACCAACUUUCUGAUGACAACAGCAGGACCAAAAAUUUGACUCAGAAUUAGUAAGAGCUGAAAGUCUGAUUGCCUUUGGAGUUGCUGGAGACUUCUGGAGAUGUACAUCGUGAGUUCGUACGAUUUUUCUGAGGGUUGCUGGAACUGAAGGUGUAUGGAAGAAGGAGUUCUAAGUUUCUGAGAUAUUGCAAAAGAUAGUUCCUCCUCUCAUCCUGGAAAAUCCUGACAGACCAGUUGGAUACCUUUCAGGCCUUAACUAAGGACUUUAUCUGUUCAUCCCACUGUCUUUUGUACUGUAGAAAGACCCAAGACACCCUUAAGAACUGAGAAUCUGACUAAUUUAAACAGAUGGCUAAUCCCAGUGCUGUCUGUAAUGGACAUCUACAUCAUCAUCACCAUCAGAAACAGAAUAACGUCUUAAAAAGUGGAGUCUGUAAGAAAAAUGGAAUUACCAAAGGAGUUAAGAAGAAUGGUGUAACAAAUGGAACUCCCCACAAAAAAACAUUUAUUGAGCACUUUGAACAAGCACCAAUGUAUGUUGCUGUUCUUACGUUUGUGGGUUUUGGAGUGGGCACAAUAUUUGGUUACCUGCGAGAUUUUAUGAGAGCCUGGGGACUAGAAAAACGUAACGUUGCACAGGAGAGACAACAACAAAAAGAUUUUGUGCCACUUUAUCAAGAUUUUGAGAACUUUUACACCAGAAACCUCUAUAUGAGAAUACGUGAUAACUGGAAUCGUCCAAUUUGCAGUGUCCCAGGGCCGCAGUUUGACCUCAUGGAACGCGUUACAGAUGAUUACAACUGGACAUUUAGGUUUACAGGAAGAACCAUCAAGAAUGUAAUCAAUAUGGGUUCUUAUAACUACCUCGGCUUUGCAGAAACAGAUCCUAACGCUUUGAAAACUGUAACCAAAGAGCUACAAAAAUAUGGAACAGGAAUCUGCAGUACUAGACAAGAAAUGGGGACCCUAGACAAGCAUGUAGAGCUAGAGAAUCUUGUGGCCAAAUUCCUAGGUGUGGAAGAUGCUAUGGUGUUUGGCAUGGGAUUUGCAACAAAUUCAAUGAAUAUUCCAGCACUUGUUGGAAAGGGUUGCCUCAUUCUAAGUGAUGAAUUGAACCACACUUCUCUCGUUCUUGGUGCGAGGCUUUCAGGUGCUACUAUUAGAAUCUUCAAGCAUAAUAAUAUGCAGAGUCUUGAGAAAUUAUUGAGAGAUGCAAUAAUAUAUGGCCAGCCUCGAAGCCACAGAGCAUGGAGAAAAAUUAUCAUCCUUGUGGAAGGCAUUUACAGCAUGGAAGGGUCCAUUGUGCAGCUGCCAGAGAUAGUCUCCUUAAAGAAGAAAUACAAAGCCUACCUCUAUCUGGACGAAGCUCACAGCAUCGGUGCAGUGGGAGCAACAGGACGAGGAGUUGUGGAGUACUUUGGUAUGAAUCCUGAUGAUGUUGACGUAUUAAUGGGAACAUUCACAAAGAGCUUUGGUGCAGCUGGAGGAUACAUAGCUGGCAAAAAGGGCCUCGUGGACUUUUUACGAACUCAUUCUCACAGUGCUGUGUACGCCACAUCUAUGUGCCCACCUGUGGCAGAGCAAAUCAUCAGAGCGAUGAAGUGUCUCAUGGGGUUAGAUGGAACAACGCAAGGGCUCCAGAGAGUGCGCCAGCUAGGGAAAAACACGAGAUACUUCAGAAGAAGACUGCACGAAAUGGGCUUCAUCAUCUAUGGCAAUGAUGAUUCUCCUGUGGUCCCAUUACUCCUUUAUAUGCCUGGUAAGAUAGGGGCUUUUGCAAGACGCAUGUUAGAAAAAAAUAUCGGGGUUGUUGUGGUUGGGUUUCCAGCUACUCCUAUCACAGAGUCCAGGGCUCGGUUUUGUGUGUCAGCUGCACAUACACGGGAGAUGUUAGACACGGUUUUGAAUGCUCUGGAUGAAUUGGGUGAUUUUCUACAGCUGAAAUAUUCACGGGACAAAAAAAGAGUUAGAAGACGGCUAAUGCUGAGAACAAGAACAGUUACCUCAUCAGAUAUUUCUGACAACAGAUUAUGGGAAAGAGGAAUGUUUCCUCCCUUCCACAGACCCUUUCUCUGCCACUUCAAUAUACUGUAAGCCUCAUAUUAUAGAAAAGUUGGGGCUUAGAAAUAAAGAAAUGUUUUUAUUCUAAUGUAUUUGACCUACAGCCUUCCCCAUCUUAGCACGACGAGAGCUUCUCAGCAGGCUUGCUCCCUUUUCAUGUAGCAGCAGUAAAUAAUUUUAAUAACCAUUUAACUUUCCCGUAAAAAGCUUGAUCAAAACAGUCAGAUACUCGCAGUUCACAAACUGCAGAUGACAUUUAUGGGCCCAUUCCUAAGUUUCCUGAACUACUUAUGGGCUUAAUAAAUUCACUAACAAGUACAUAAUGCCCAAGUUGUUAGUUAUACAGAAUUGUGACGUUCGGGAUACCACGAGCAGUUCUCCCACCUGCUAAAUUGAGAGCUCCGCCAUUCCUAACUGCACUAAGGUCACCCACUUAAUAACAUUUCUUGAAAUGUUCUUGUCUGGUUUAUGCAUGCCAGGGAUUGUUUUGCUUGUCAGGCUGCAGGCUUUUUGAGUGGCUUAUUUUUCCAAUAAUUGAUUAUGUCAUCUGAGAGGAAGACGUCCUUGUUCUCCUUUCCACUGCUCAAGUGACAAAUGCUCAAAGAUGCUUGGAGGAAAUGUUACAGUCUGCAGCUUCCCUGCAAUGCCUUCAGCAGCAGAACCAUCGGCCUCGUGUGGGCUGGGUAGUUGGAGGGAUAUUGUAGCUUUUUCCCUUUUCUGUGGUGUUGAAAAGUGGUUCUGCAGCUUUAAGAAUGAACUCCAAACCAUUCCACACUAUCAAAUGUCAUUGUAAACACAUCAGAUGAGAGAUGUUUAGGUUUCUGUUGCACAGAUGUACCACACUUUCAUGUUCUCUUGAAAGCUGUGGUGUAAACUUAACCCGCAGCUGCAAUAUUAGAUUUAAGAACAGUACAAUUAAAUUGCGGAGUACCAAUUACACUAUAUUACUCUCUGCUUGUUAAAGCUGCUUUCAGGAUAUAACAAGGCUGAUUGGUUAUGAGGGGCCACUUUUUGUUGGGUUUUUGUUGUUGUUGUCAUGCAAGUUAAUAAAAAUCCAGUGGUGCUAUAA
Messenger RNA from Lagopus leucura (white-tailed ptarmigan), 3430 nucleotides. RefSeq names its product serine palmitoyltransferase long chain base subunit 3 (gene SPTLC3). Gene Ontology annotation, cellular component: serine palmitoyltransferase complex. The record is from RefSeq and is a predicted model, not a curated record. The coding region runs from base 649 to 2394 and encodes 581 amino acids. Gene Ontology annotation, molecular function: serine C-palmitoyltransferase activity; pyridoxal phosphate binding. The transcript is spliced from 18 exons. Lineage: Eukaryota; Metazoa; Chordata; Aves; Galliformes; Phasianidae. Gene Ontology annotation, biological process: sphingosine biosynthetic process; ceramide biosynthetic process.